This is a messenger RNA of Symphalangus syndactylus (siamang), 2230 nucleotides long. Its product is annotated as ATP-binding cassette sub-family A member 9-like. Gene Ontology annotation, cellular component: membrane; intracellular membrane-bounded organelle. NCBI's taxonomy places the organism in Eukaryota, Metazoa, Chordata, Mammalia, Primates, Hylobatidae. Gene Ontology annotation, molecular function: ABC-type transporter activity; lipid carrier activity; ATP hydrolysis activity. Gene Ontology annotation, biological process: transmembrane transport; lipid transport. The record is from RefSeq and is a predicted model, not a curated record.
GUCUCUUUUUGUGUUAAAAAACGCGAAGUUAUAAGGCUGUUAGGACACAAUGGAACUGGUAAAAGUACAACUAUUAAGAUGAUAACUGGAGACACAAAACCAACUGCAGGACAGGUGAUUUUGAAAGGGAGAGGUGAAGGGGAAUCCCUGGGCUUCCUGGGGUAGUGCCCUCAGGAGAAUGCGCUGUGGCCCAACCUGACAGUGAGGCAGCACCUGGAGGUGUACGCUGCCGGGAAAGGGCUGAGGAAAGGAGACGCGAUGAUCGCCAUCACACGGUUAGUGGAUGCGCUCAAGCUGCAGGACCAGCUGAAGGUUCCCGUGAAGACCUUGUCGGAGGGAAUAAAGCCAAAGCUGUGCUUCAUGCUGAGCAUCCUGGGGAACCCAUCAGUGGUGCUUCUGGGUGAGCUGUCAACCAGGAUGGACCCUGAGGGGCAGCAGCAAAUGUGGCAGGUGGUUUGGGCCACCUUUAGAAACACGGAGAGGGGCGCCCUCCUGACCACCCACUACAUGGCAGAGGCUGAGGCAGUGUGUGACCGAGUGGCCAUCAUGGUGUCAGGAAGGCUGAGACAUAUUGGUUCCAUCCAACACCUGAAAAGCAAAUUUGGCAAAGACUACCUGCUGGAGAUGAAGGUGAAGAACCUGGCACAAGUGGAGCCCCUCCAUGCAGAGAUCCUGAGGCUUUUCCCCCAGGCUGCUCGGCAGGAAAGGUUCUCCUCCCUGAUGGUCUAUAAGUUGCCUGUUGAGGAUGUGCGACUUUUAUCACAGGCUUUCUUCAAAUUAGAGAUAGUUAAACAGAGCUUCGACCUGGAGGAGUACAGCCUCUCACAGUCUGCCCUGGAGCAGGUUUUCCUGGAGCUCUCCAAGGAGCAGGAGCUGAGUGAUCUUGAAGAGGACUUUGAUCCCUCGGUGAAGUGGAAGCUCCUCCUGCAGGAAGAGCCUUAAAGCUCCAAAUACCUAUGUCUUUCUUUAAUCUUGUGACUCUUUUAAAGAUAAUAUUUUAUAGCCUUAAUAUGCCUUAUAUCAGAGGUGGUACAAAAUGCAUUUGAAACUUAGCAAUAAUUAUCCUCAAUAGUAUUUCUUGCAGUGAGACAACAGGGGAUGUCAGUGAGGGCGAUGGUAGGGCAUAAGGCUAGGCCAUACCAUGCAGCCUUUGUGCCAGCAACCAAAUCCCAUGUUUCCUACUGUGUUAAGUUUAAAAAUGCAUUUAUUAUAGAAUUGUCUACAUUUCUGAGGAUGUCAUGGAGAAUGCUUAAUUUUCUUUCUCUGAACUUCAAAAUAUUAAAUAUUUUCUUAUUUUUUUUGGUUAAAGUAUAAAUUAAGACAUCCUGUUGACUUCCGGGUAAGGGGAGUCAAUUGGUUACCCAGCAGCACAGUGUUUGCUUUUUAUAAUUCCCUUUUUAAACACUUGUUCUUAAUUCACUGGUUUUCCUUUUCUGUCAUUUUUCAGAGUUUAGAUUGUGAGUCCAUGUUUUGUCUGUUGUGCCUAUAAAGGAAAUUUGAAAUCUGUAUCAUUCUACUAUAAAGACACAUGCACACGUAUGUUUAUUGCAGCACUGUUUACAAUAGCAAAGACUUGGAACCAACCCAAAUACCCAUCAAUGAUAGACUGGAUAAAGAAAAUGUGGCACAUAUACACCAUGGAAUACUAUGCAGCCAUAGAAAAGGAUGAGUUCAUGUCUUUCGCAGGGACACGGAUGAAGCUGGAAACCAUCAUCCUCAGCAAACUAACACAGGAACAGAAAACCAAACACCACAUGUUCUCACUCAUAAGUGGGAGUUGAACAAUGAGAACACAUGGACACAGGGAGGGGAACACCACACACUGGGGCCUGUUGGGGGAGGUUGGGACUAGGGGAGGGAUAGCAGUAGGAGAAAUACCUAAUGUAGAUGAUGGGUUGAUGGGUGCAGCAAAGCACCAUGGCACAUGCCCUAUACCUGUGUAACAAACCUGCACAUUCAGCACAUGUAUCCCAGAACUUAAAGUAUAAUAAAAAUAAAUAAAUAAAUAAUUUCAGUAAGAACCUGAAUGUUCAAGUUGAACAUAUAUAUAUAUAUAAAUAUAUAUAUAUAAAUGUUAUAUACAAGUUUGAAACAUAUUUCUGUUUUUAUAUGUUUUCUUAUGAUGCAAGGGUAUACUCUUAUGCAAAGAAUUAAAACUUCAUAGGUCUUAAUUUCCCAUAACUCUAUAUAUUAUGACCUACCCAACUGGUAACCCUAUGAACACCUUAAA